Messenger RNA from Penicillium oxalicum, 273 nucleotides. RefSeq lists its product as uncharacterized. Bases 1 to 273 code for a protein of 90 amino acids. NCBI's taxonomy places the organism in Eukaryota, Fungi, Ascomycota, Eurotiomycetes, Eurotiales, Aspergillaceae. The transcript has a single exon. The record is from RefSeq and is a predicted model, not a curated record.
AUGUUUUUAUGUGAUCUCACCACCACAUUGACCCACGAGUCUGGGGAUCUUCAACUGCCCUUCGAUGACGGACAAGCUCUUAUCUCACCGUGCUCGCCGCGGUACCUGGGCGAGUCAGAGAGCUUCAGCGACGCUCUGCACGUCUCCACACCCGACCCGCACGCAGGCGGCGUGCGCGACCGCCCACCGGAGCUCGGAGCGCCCCUCCGAAAGUCUCACCGAGAGGGCCAUUUGGCACUCCAAGAAUCCAUUUGGGUUGACUCACUGCUGUAA